CUCCCAUACUUUGUCACCAGGACACCUUCCAACGAACUGCCCAUCUACACCUUGAGGAAACGCGGCGGCAACAUGCGAUUGACCCGCAUCAAGAAGAUUGACGGAAACAUUGAUGCUCUCCGCGACGCUCUCCAGUUCGAACUCGGUCUUCCCGAGGCUGAGUGUGUCAUCAACAGACUCACGAACCAUGUCAUGAUCAAGGGCUGGCACAAGCCACGGAUAGAGGCUUUCCUCAAGGCCCGCAACUUCUAA
Molecule: messenger RNA, 252 nt
Organism: Aureobasidium melanogenum CBS 110374
Lineage: Eukaryota; Fungi; Ascomycota; Dothideomycetes; Dothideales; Saccotheciaceae
Exons: 1
Biological process (GO): translation
Cellular component (GO): mitochondrial large ribosomal subunit; ribosome
Molecular function (GO): structural constituent of ribosome
Source: RefSeq, a predicted model, not a curated record